Patella vulgata (common limpet) is the source of this 6456-nucleotide messenger RNA. RefSeq lists its product as uncharacterized. Lineage: Eukaryota; Metazoa; Mollusca; Gastropoda; Patellidae. Bases 137 to 2704 code for a protein of 855 amino acids. The transcript has 10 exons. The record is from RefSeq and is a predicted model, not a curated record.
UUCAGCGAUUGGAGAUCUUUAUUGUCAUUGAGUAAAAUUUGCUGUUUAAAUUAAUAUUUUAUGUUUUAGAAAUUCGGCGAGAUUUGCAGGAAACCACAAGAAUUUUGGUUGAUGUUAUUACUAGAAUUCUGUGAAGAUGUCAGGCUUUAGAAGGGGACCGUCAGGUUUUGGCAAUUUUGGUAAACGGAAAGCCUUUGACAAUUAUGGAGGCCCCGAAAAAUACCCCAGAGGGGAUUGGGGAGGUGGUGGUGGAUAUUACGACGGUUAUGGUGAUGGUUAUGGUGGACCUGGACCUCGUGCUGGGUAUGGUGGAGGACCAUCAAGUUAUCCACCCUAUGGUGGUGGUGGCUAUAAUCCCCACAAAGAAAUGCAGAAAAUGGAAAUGAUGAAACAGAUAGCUCAGUUGGAAUCGGAACUAGAUGCCGAUUACUAUCAUGAUGUAUGGGAAGGAGAUAGAGGAUGGAGGGGUGGGAGAAGGGAACGGAUGAAUGAGGGCUGGAGAGGGUCUGAUAGAAGAUCGUCUGGUGGUCGGUCUGAUGGUGGAAGAAGAUCUGGUAGAGGUAGUGGAAAGGGGUCACGAUCACUGGAAGAUGAGCAAGAUCCUUAUUAUGAUUCCUAUGGCCGUGGCGUUAGAAUUCAGAGUAAAACAACACCAGAUCCCAAACAAGCGAAACCAGGACAGAAAGAGACUAGAUAUCGUGGCCGAAAUCGAGGAAAAGAUAAACAGGAUCGAAUGGAAAUAUGUGGUAUUCCCAGUAAAGAAACUGUUCAGAAAUUAAUGCAUUUCAUGAAAAGUUUUCCUGAUAAAGAUGAUCCUAUUUCUACUCUUCUGGAAGGAGUUGAAGCCAGUGGUGUCAAUGUCGAGGCCACUUUUAGAUCUGCUUACGUGUAUCUCGAUGGCCUCCUCAUUGGUCACUCCCUGCAAAAGCCUAUUCGCUUUUCUGCAUUUAGAGAUGCUCUUACAUGCUUGCGACGGAACACAGUUGAAGAAAUUUUCGCAAGAAGCGAAAAACUUCUGAAAAACGAAGAGAGGAUUUUUUUGCAUGCUACUUUGGUUUCACCGAUAUCUUUCUCUGAAAAACCAUUCGAGGAGCGUCUGAGCCUGUUGAUGGAUGAAAUAAAAGAAUGCGAUCGAAUCGGAACAACUUUUAAUGUUUUUAGUGCUAAGUAUUUUAUUAAUCUUGCUCAUCUGAUCGUCAAAUUGCCUACUACCGGUGCUCCGAAAGAGGACUUGUAUGACAGUCGACUGUACGCAAAUGAGUUGUUCCUAGCCAAUGCUAGAGGCCGCACGACAAACAAUGUGACAUUCAACAUGUAUAACAACGUAAAGACGCUAUUUACAGAGAAAACCGUUGAAGACAUCUUACAACAUGAGAAAAGUUUCCAGGAUGAUUUGAAGAAUAUGACGGUAGAGAGUAUAAUGUACAGAGGAUGUGGUGCCGUAGAGGAAGAUAAUACACUUCAGUUACGAGCAUUCCGACAGUUACAUCAGUGGUUACCACCACCCAAGCUAGAAGAACUUGUUGUCAUCGAUAAAGAUGCGUGGAGUAAUUCACCAUUUGAAACAAUAGAGGAAGGGUGUAGAAGGUGUGGUCUCACGAUGAAAUGGAAUUUAGACACAGUUCCACCAUCAACUGUUAAAUUAUCAGACUACAGAGUUUUAAAAGAGGAGGAUCCUAAGAAUGAGUUGGUGUGCCAAUGGUUUUCUUCAAUAUCUAAAGCCAUCAGCACAGCUAAAGUAGACAAGCUCAACAUGUUCACGUGUAAAUUAGAAAUAGAAGGUACUAAGAUAGGAGAGGGUGUUGGUACCACCAGAAAAGAAGCUAUUAGAUCAGCAGCUUGUAAAGCAUUGAGUAGUCUCGUUAAAACACAGACUAUUGUCAGGUUUUCCAAUAAGAAAAUGUAUGGAAACUUGAAAGAAAUCCAGUUCAAUGACAUGAAGCAGGAGGCCAUAAAGCUACGAGAGGAGAUGCCUGAACCUCCGAACUUCGAUGAUUUCUUUAUGGAGAUAGAUGAAGGCUAUCAUGAUAAAGAUGAGGAUGAUGAAAAUCAAGAUGGGUUAGAGCCGAAAGGCAUGUCGGAAGAUAAAAAUGAUAAAGACAGUGAUAAAAAAGACGAAGAAUCCACCAAGGCCGAAGACGCUGGGGUUAAAACUGAAGAAACUUCAACCAAAGAAGAAGAAAAAAACGAAGACAAUAGCGAGUCCGUUAAAAAUGAAGACGGUUCGACCAAAGAAGAAGAAGAAAAGGAUGAUGAAAACAGUAAAUCAGAGAAAAAUGGUUCGACCGAUGGCAAAAAGAAAGUGAAAUAUUCGUUAACUGAUCCUUUUUUAGCAGACAUGAAAGAAUUAGAAGAAUUGAUGCCGUGGAUAAAAGAAGUCAUCAAAAGAAAGAUGGAGGCAUUUAUCAAUUCCGAUUCCUUUUUCGGUGUCAUGGUGUUUAAUGUCCGACAGCCCGAUUUUGUUCGUUUGUUCAUACGAAUCUGCUGCUAUAAAUAUCGCUUGUUCACGCUGCGGAACAGAAACGAAAAAACAACUAAAAUCGUUAUUCAAAGAAACAAUCCUAAUUUUACACUGAAGCAAAUCGCGGAGAAGUUGGUGAAUUGUGAGUUAAACUCUAAAGAUGGCUACACCUUGAUACAGAUGAGGCAAGCAGAUGGAACUGUUAAACAAUAUCAAUCUAAACCUCCAAGACGAAGGAGGUAAAUCAACAUUGAAAAUCAUAUUCAAAUUGUUUCAUUUUUUAGUGUAGGUUGUUUCUUGCUGAAUUUUCUCCCCUGAGCCUAUCAUGGAAUUAGAAAUUGAAAAUCAUUUUUCACGAAAGGGAAAUAAACAUUGAAAAUCAUUUUAUUAUAUUGUUCUAUUCAGAUUAUUUCAUUUUUUAGUGUAAAUGUUCCUAAUGUGUAGAUUGUUUCUUGUUGAAUUGUCUCCCAUGGAUGGAGAGUUUUGUGCACUCCAGUCCCAAAGCAUGAUUUCAUUAAGUGUUUUGUGUACCCUGAGGUGUAGGUUUAGUUUUCCACCCAUAAUGUUAGUUUGUCUGGAAUUAAAAAUAUUGAGUUCUGAAGUUAUAACUCAUGGUGAAUGUUUACGUCUCUAUGACCAUUCGUUAAUGAUAACUCAAGCAAUGACGUUGGAUUCUAAGUGAAUCAUCCUCGGUUUAUCUAUCAGACGGAUCUGGGUUUCUGAGAACAAGGUCUUGUUGGGUACCAAGUUCUCGUAUAGUUUCAAGCACAAGAGAAUAUUUGUUGAAACAAUGUGCUAACAAGCGAUUCUAUUCCAUAUACCAUUAUUUGUGUUUUUAGUUCAACACUAUCAUUUUAGUCAUAACUGCAAUUUCCACAAGGUAGGCGUGGUGGCUCAGUGAGUAGACGUGGCUCGCUAACCUGGAGGUCAUGUGUUUGAUCCAGGUGUUGGCUAAGAAAGUUCAUUGGGAUUUUUAAGCCUGGUUCCCCCCUUGUCAAUGGUGCAGGACAUAAGGCCUGGCAAUCCCUAUUUCAGUUCUUUUCAUAUACCACAAGGGAUAAUCCUAAUAGACACUAUAGCCCGGGUAUCAUUUAAUCUUGUCAAUUUAGCACUAAUUUCUUUCACAUUCGUUUCAUAUCAAAUCUUUGUUUAAAUAUUCGUAAAAAUCAUUUAAAAUCACCCAAAAUCAUCUAAUUUAUACUUUUGUCCAGUUUAAAGCUGACUGAUUAAUUUUGAUAAUGAGUGUUCAAUUUUCAAGUAUUUGAUUUCCUGACCACUGUUCAAAAAUUAAUCAUUAUACAUUAAUAAUCGAUAGAUCAAAGAUAGGAUUGUUCCUACUGAGUCCUCGAACUGGUACAUGAAGAUACAUUCAGAUAUGUUUCAGUACGGUCAACACGAUUGCUACGAUUGACUUCAAUAAAUGAUAUGACCUGAUAGGAUCACCACAAUUAAAACCACAAUUUCAAUCAUAGCGCAAAUCGUAAUAGUGGGAAUUGAGCAUAACUAGCAGUGAUAUAGACUAGUUGGAGAAGCUACCUCUUCGUCAUUUUACAUAAAAUUACAAUUUCAAAGAAUUCAACUUUAAAACACAAUUAAUACAAUUAAAUUUAUAGUUUUUAUGGCUAAAACACUUAAAAGUUAUUUACAAUAAUCAUGAUACUGUCAAAUUAUUUUUAAAAAUAUGUUGCUAAUCUGAAAUACCUAGAAAAUGACCUACUGACAAAGACCCUGGUGAUGACCAUUAUGACUUCGUUAUGUUGUAUCGUAGUUUUAGUUUCUUUGUUUAUAUAUUAUUGUCCUGUGUUAUUAUGUUGUUGGAUUUAAGAAUGAAAUACUAUGUAUUAGAUAAGAUAAUGAUCUUCAGCUUGCUUUUUAAUUUUUUCUAGGUUAAUGUCAAUUUGAUUAAAAUACAGAUCCUUUUUCGUUUCGUAUUUUAUAGUUCAAAAUUUCGUUAGUGUUAGUAUACAAUGACCCGGGUCCUCCAUUUUGGUUUACUUGUAUCAAAUAACUAUAUGAUAUGUAAAACUUGACAACGUUAAACUUUAAAUAUGGAUGUUAUGGCGAGUUCUUGGUGUGUGGUGCAUAGAACUGUGGGUAUCCCACUAGAAACAUCAACGCUGAUUGGUUAAUCAGAUGUCUAUCGUCAUAGGGUCAAAUGCAGCUAAUAUGACCCCUGACACGACUUUCCACUACAACUAGUAGUGGAGGACAUUGAAAGUAUAAAAAAAGGAAAUGUAAUAUAGAUCUGUAUUUUAAUCAGUUUGGAUUAAAGUCGGUUAUUAUUGAUGUCAACAUUUUCUUACUCUAUCGGCUUUAAUGGGCAGGUGGGUGGGUUGAGAUCUAUCCGCAGAUCCAGACACAAAUAUAAUCUGCAUAUAGGUUAUGACAUGGGUUAGGAUACAACGACCCUGGUUCUCCAUUUUGGUUAAUUUGUAUUAAAUAACUAUAUGAUAUGUAAAACUUGACGAUGUUAAACUUUUAAUAUGGAUGUAAAUUGUCGCCAACUUCGUCAGUCAGUCUUGAAGGCUUUUUUUUCUCAGAUUUUAUCCAAAUUCUCGUGGAUUUUUGAUUGGAUCAUAAGAGAGAAUCGUAUCUAAAUUAGAACAUUUUUUGAUAGUAAAUUACUUAGUUAUUUCUCCAUUUUAUGAUCCAAUUUAUGAAAUCUUGUGAAAACAGUAAAGGACAGAAGUCACAAGAGAAUAUUCAAACACUUGCUUGAGAUUUUCAUUGAGGCAUAAGGAAGAACCUUAUCAAGAUUCAAACUUUUUAGAUUGUGUAUUACUUUCUGGUCACAUUUUACUUUUAAAUUAGACUAGAAAAUUGUGACAGAGUUCAUAUUGUAUUUUUUUAACCUGCCUUUAGGCAUUUGUUGACAUUGAAUAUUUAGAGCUAGUAGGGGUGACUUGGCUGAAUUUAAAUGUCAUAAAAUAUGUCUGCAUUGCAAAUUUGAAAGUGAAUAUUCUGAUCUGCAUUAUCUAAUUAUGGUUAUUAUCAUGCUAAAGCAAAAACUCCUGAAGUCGUUUUUAAGGACACAAAACACUGAGUACAGAAAUUUUAGUUUAAGACUCAUUGCAUUCUUGUUCCCUCAUAGCACACUAUGUGAUGUAUACCUGUCUGUGUUCAUUAGCCCAGUUGGAGCAGAACAGUAGGAUGUUAAACAUCCAUUUCAUUUCAUUUUGUUAAUAGAAUGAACACCACAGGGGAGCCACAGUAGCUCGGUCAGUAGGAUUUUGACUUGCUAACCUGGAGGACCUGUGUUCGAUCCCAGCAUUGGCUGAAAAAGUUCAUAGGGAUUUUCUGGUGUUGUUCCCCUCUGUCAGUGAUGUGGGACUAAGGGCCUGGCGAGAGACAAGGUAUGGUUUCCCCCCACUGCUAAGGACCCCUUUUAUGAUUGUCAGUAACAUUUAUUAAGGUCGAGGGGGGUUGUUGGGUGGCUGCAUGGUCAACGUGUUGCAUCAUAAGGUCUGUCAUUGAGCCAAGUGGCAUGGUUUCGAUGCCUCGCUUGUAUGCAACAAGGAGUAGGGUUUUCUCUGGGUUGUCUGGGUUCCUCCCACUGCUAUAAUGACCCUGUGCAAUUUAUUGAAAUAAAAUUGAAUCAUAUGUUAAUCCGCAACUGAUCUAGUUUGUGUGAAGUUGAAGGUAAACCCCAUUUCUCUCUCAUUUAAAACACUGUACUAAUUUUUUAAAAAAAUGACUAAGGCAGUUUUAACUUUAGCUUGACAAUAUGAACUAUUUGUCAACUGGAAUCCAGUUCAAUAAAUAAAAAUGUCCAUGCAUCAAAUAUUAUAGAUCAAAUAUAAUCUCAUAUAUUUGUCAUUUAUUUCACCUUUUAUGCAGAUUUAGCUUCAUCCCAUAUUUUUGCUUUGUAUUUUUGUUUUGUAAAUGUAAUGUAAAUUUUAACAAGAUUCAAAUAAAUCUACAGAAUAAUUCCAUUGUUUAGACUAGAGUAUUUCACGAUUGAUGGAGACAAAUUAAUUAAAGAUAUAUAACUUUGA